Podarcis muralis (Common wall lizard) is the source of this 1412-nucleotide messenger RNA. RefSeq lists its product as uncharacterized. NCBI's taxonomy places the organism in Eukaryota, Metazoa, Chordata, Lepidosauria, Squamata, Lacertidae. The record is from RefSeq and is a predicted model, not a curated record.
AGUUAUCCAAGCUGGCGGCCAUCUCUGCCUCUUGAGGGAGCAAGUUCCACAGUUCGGCUAUGUGGCGGGCCUACGGUUCCCCAUCCCUGGCGCUGAUGUGAUCGAUGCGCCGGCAGUUGUGGCAACAGAACAGUUGCCCUUCCAUUGUUUUGCCACAGAGGUUCUCUGGCCUGCUGUCGCUUCCACGCGCGCUGGUCUGCGCACAGCCACAUGGGACUGGAGGGAAACACGCAGCCAUGUCGCUACAGAACGAAGAAGUCCCGGAGGCCCACGUGUGCAAGUCCCAGCAAGAAUCGAUCCAGUCUGCAGAGGUGCUGAGCGUCCUGCUGGCGUCGAGAGGCGUGCGGGCCCGCUCCAUCCACGAACAGCUUGACGGCUUGUCUCUGUCCACCAUCUACUGCCUGCUGGCUGCUCUGAUGCAGUGCUUGAGCCUGGCCAGCCUCUGCGUGGCCGUUUCCCUGCUCAAGUGGGUGGCCGUGGUUCAAUAUCCGUACACCAGGCAGCCGAAGCGGUGGGUGACGUACAAUUUCGGGGUGCCCGACGUGAUGGAAGUGUACGAGACACAGCAACCCAACGGCACAGAAAUUCCGGAUGUUCAUUUCUUUCCCAACACUGCUUUCGUGCCGUGGUUUAUCAGCAUAUGUUUCGUGGGCAUGUUCUUGGGCUUUGCAGCUUUUCUCCUGGAUUUCAUGGAAAUUGAGAUCCUAGGCAAGCAUAAAACAGCCGUUGCUACUUCCCUGCACGUUUUGUCAGGCAUCUUCCUUGUAAUCCUCAUUGGAAUCUGUUGCUGGUGUUUUGUGACGGUUAACGAACGGAUCUACAGGGAUGAUCUGAUGAACGCCGAGUUGCUCAGUUUCCUAGGAGAGAGUUUUUAUAUCACCCUGCUGUCCCUUGCCUUCGCGAGCUUAGCUAGCACGCUAAGCUUUCUGGCAAUGAAGCUCAGCAGACAAGAAUAGCAUCAGCGCAGCCGAAAACGCCAGAGAGAAGCCCACAACCUGCUGCACAGUCUAAACACCCUGCCAAUGGUCUGGUUUGGAUGCAGCACUCCCUGGUUCGGAAACCAUGGUUUGUGAAGCCUGAAACGAAGGUGAAAACUAUGAAUUCACCCCUACCCUCAUGUGGAAAGUCCUGGUUUGUUUAAGUUCCAAAAGGGGAACUCUGCUUUGCUGUUAGUGUCCCAGCUAGGAUAUUAAGCGAUGAUUGUCAAAUAGAGUUGUGUGUAGUGGGGAAUUCUGGUUUAAAGAAAACCUGCCAGAGCAGGAGGGGAGGAGCAAUAGAUGCCCAGCUCUUGUUCCUAGCUGCUGUUUAUGAAGGUGAGAAGAUUGCAUCCAAAUCUGCCCAUCAUUGUGACCACCAACCAAAUCACACUGCUUUUCAAUAAAGGUUGGCAAAUAAACCUAGGCAAGAAACAA